UGCGCACUAGGUCAAAUGAAUGCGCGCUCCGGUCCACAGCAAGCGCGUGUCAUUGAGGGAGGUGAUUAGAGUGUCUUCUUCUGCAUACAUGACUUUCUGUCGACAAUAACAAUGUGGCGCAAGAUGUUCACCUCCGUCCCUGCUUUCAGAGCCCUGAAAGCACCCUGUCGGAGCUUUAAAAGCAGCAGCAGGGGACCUGAUAAAGACUUCUUUAAAGAUCUGGAUGCUCAGCUGCGGGCGUUUCGGGACAAAGCGGCCGCAGCGAUGCCCGGCAGUGACUGGAGCCCGAUUGAGUUGACCCCCGGCCUGCCCCCGGAGAGGGCCGAUGUGGUGAUUGUAGGAGGGGGAGUCGUAGGAUGGUCCAUCGCAUACUGGCUAAAGAUGAAGGCGCGAGUGAGGGAUGGUCUGAGAGUGCUGGUGGUGGAGAAAGACCCUACUUAUUCCCAGGCGUCGACUGUGCUGUCAUGUGGUGGAAUUCGGCAGCAGUUCUCCUUGAAAGAAAACAUCAUGCUGUCUCUGUUUUCAGCUCAUUUCAUGAAGAACAUUAAUAAUCAUCUCUGGGUUGUAAAUGAAGACCCCGUUGAUCUGCAGUUUAAUCAUUCUGGAUAUCUCUUCCUCGCCAGUGAAAAAUCAGCUCAUAUCAUGGAGGAAAACUACAGAACUCAGAGAUACGUGGGUGCGAAGGUCGCCCUCCUCUCACCAUCCCAGCUGAAGGAGCGAUUCCCUUGGAUGAACACGGAGGGGGUCGCUCUGGCUUCUCUUGGACUUGAGAACGAGGGCUGGUUUGACCCCUGGUCUCUCCUGAACGCUCUCAGACGCAAGGCCGUGUCUAUGGGAGUCUAUCAGUGCUUUGGAGAGGUCACAGGAUUUAAAUGUGCUGCAAAUUUGGCAGAAACCACAGAUGGAGAGGUUCUUAAUGUCCAGAGGAUAAAAUAUGUCAAUGUGCGGAUGCCCAACAGUCUGGAGUAUCAGCCCGUGGAAUGUGCCGUUGUGGUUAAUGCAGCAGGUGCAAACUCAGGAAAGAUCGCCUCCAUGCUCGGCAUCGGAUUAGGCCCGAAAGAAUCCGUGUCUGGUGUUCCGCUACCCGUGGAGCCCAGGAAAAGGUUUGUUUAUGUGGUACAUUGUCCUGAUGGACCAGGGUUGGAUACUCCAUUUCUGAUUGACUAUUCAGGGGUUUACUGUAGACGAGAGGGACUGGGAGGAAAUUACAUCACAGGAAUGUCACCAGAGGAGACAGAAGAACCAGAUAUCAGUAACCUUGAUGUGGACCACGAGUUCUUCCAAGAAAAGGUCUGGCAUCAUCUGGCAAACCGUAUUCCUGCAUUCGAGCAACUGAAGGUUUCAAGCGCGUGGGCUGGGUUUUAUGACUACAACACCUUUGAUCAGAAUGGUAUUAUUGGACUGCAUCCUCUUGUGCCCAACAUGUACUUUGCCACGGGCUUCAGCGGUCACGGUCUGCAGCAGUCUCCUGCGGUCGGGCUUGCCGUGGCUGAGCUUAUACUGGACGGAGGCUUUAAGACCAUCGACCUUAGUGCUUUUGACCUUAAACGGAUCCUCCUGCAGGAGCCCAUACUAGAGAGUAACAUUGUGUGAGGAGCACAAAAACAUACCGGGAAGAUGAAUGUGUCCCCAAAAUGGAGCCACUUGACAUGAACGUUAUAAUGACAUCAUAGUUCAGACAGAACUCUCACUGGAACAAUGGUCAAAGUUCAGUUUGGAAACCAAACAUAAUCAGAAUAUUAAAAGGGUUAGUUCUCCCAAAAAUGAAAAUUCUGUCAUUAAUUACUCACCCUCAUGUCGUUCCAAACCCGUAAGACCUCCGUUUAUCUUCGGGACACAGCAAGAAUACAUAGCAAGGAGUAAAAUAGUCACAUGGACUAUUUUACCGAAGCCCUUGCUACGUUUCUGUGCAUUGAUCAGGGGUUUAACCGUAAUUUUACGAAGCAUCGAGAAUACUUUUUGUGCGCAAAGAAAACAAUUUUUUUGUAUUUUUGUUUUUCUUUGUGCACAAAAAGUAUUCUUGUAGCUUCAUAAAACUACGGUUAAACACCAGAUCAACGCACAGAAACGUCGCAAGGGCAUCAGUAAAAUAGUCCGUCACAUGGACUAUUUUACCAAUGCCCUUGCUGCGUUUCUGUGCGUUGCUCUUGGUAAUAUUCUUGCUGUCUAUGGAGGGUCAGAGAGCUCACGGAUUCCAUCAAAAAUAUCUUAAUUUGUGUUCUGAAGAUGAACAAAGGUCUUAUGGGUUUGGAACGACAUUAGGGCGAGUAAUCAAUGACAGAAUUAAAAUUUUUGGGUGAACUAACCCUUAAAGAUAUGAAAGAUGAGUGAAAAAUGCUGCUGGAUUCAACAAAAUAGUACUGUUCAAGAAAUGUAUGGUAGAGAUCAGAAAAUUCAGAUGGACAUUUUGUGAAUUUGUAAUUGCAUAUUUAAAUUUGCAUAUGAAACCAAUCAUGAUACAUCCUAUUUUUGUUUUGAAAGUGCUUUUCUAGAUGUUCAUACGGUUUCAGAAAUGAAUACCAAAAAUUUUCAUAAACUUUAAAAGUUUGUUUCUAAAUCAGACAUCAUGGACUGAAUUUUAUAAACCUGUACAUAUUUUAAUGUGUGUUAAUAUGGAUAUGAAUACACAUGCAUAUUGUGGAA
Messenger RNA from Carassius auratus (goldfish), 2643 nucleotides. RefSeq names its product FAD-dependent oxidoreductase domain containing 1 (gene foxred1). The record is from RefSeq and is a predicted model, not a curated record. Gene Ontology annotation, biological process: mitochondrial respiratory chain complex I assembly. The transcript is spliced from 11 exons. The coding region runs from base 112 to 1593 and encodes 493 amino acids. Lineage: Eukaryota; Metazoa; Chordata; Actinopteri; Cypriniformes; Cyprinidae. Gene Ontology annotation, cellular component: cytoplasm.